AUGCUUAUUGUUUUAGUUCACCAAUACCUCUCAGAAAAACAUAAGCCUAUAUUUGCGAUUCUCAAUCAACUAAAGGGUGUUUUGGGUAGUGACACUAUUCCAAAACAUGGGGGAGAUAAUGAAAAUAAAGAAGAAACCCACAAGGAAGAACCCAAACAAAAGAAAAAGAUCGAUGAGCAUCAGGAACAAAAACCGAAGGUCGCCCAGAAGGGUAAUGAAGUUUUUGGGUCAAAAGUUAAAGAAAAGAAUUUUAUUGAUGAUGAUUAUGAAGAACUCCCUGAAGGAGGAAAACUAGUUAGAAAGAAGAGAGACAAGGAACUUGAUCAUCUUUUAAUUCUUCAGAGGGAGUUUGAAGAAAAGAGGUUGAAGCUAAAAUAG
Lactuca saligna is the source of this 378-nucleotide messenger RNA. The record is from the annotation of a GenBank genome assembly. NCBI's taxonomy places the organism in Eukaryota, Viridiplantae, Streptophyta, Magnoliopsida, Asterales, Asteraceae.